CUUACACAGCAAUAAAAUUGUUGCGUUUCCCCACGGAAAAUAAAACACGGAGCACCAAAAUGGCGACCUCCUUACUUCGGCUAGGACGACUGGGGUCUCUCAAGGUUCUCCAGAAAGAGAGCUGGGGCCUUUUGAGGAGCUCAUCUGCCGCGGCAUUCUGCACCAAGGCUGGGGAGCCAAAGAAAGCUGUUAAGGCAACGACUACAAUUAAGAAGGCCUCAGAAGAGGGGGCUGCACUACAAGCCUACAACACCACGGUUGCCUUCCCCGUUAAGCUUUCAGCCUCAGGACUUUCCCCAGCACAGGCUCUAGGUGAAAUAAUUGAAUCAGUGGCUAGCCCCGUCACUGCUGAAACAAUAGUAGCCGCAGCUGCAGAACCAGCUACCUUUUCCACUUCUGCAAGCCAUGCUGACGCUAUGCCUGCUGAAACUGCUGUGGCUGAAGAAACCGCUAGUCCUGCUGUAGAUGUGGCCGCUCCAGUCAUAGAGGUGGCUAAGUCUGCCCCUGCUUCUGAGUGUGUUGCAGAGAUCACAUCCCUUGUCACAGAGGAGGCCGCAGCACCAGAGACACCAGUAGUAGAAUCCACUACACCAGCUGCCAAGGCCGCAGUAGUCGCUGACGCUGUUGCAGAAGCUGCUCCAGUUGCUGAGGCUGUUGCCAGUGAAGCCGCCCCAGUUGAAGCAGUCGCGGCAGAGGCUCCUUCAGUUGCGGAGGCUGUCGCCGAACCUGCUCCAUUCGCUGACAUUGCUGCUCCCGUCGUCGAUUCUACUCAACCUGUAAUUGACGCCGCCACCAAAGUCACGGAUGCUGCUCCCCCAGUUGCUGAGCCUGUCGUUGCUACCAGUGAUGAAGCUCCCGUGCCAGAAGACAUUCCAGUUUCAGCCUCUGCCGAUCCACCUUUAGUUGAUGCUGCAGCCUCCACUGAACCUGGAGCCCCAGCCGUUGAAUCCUCAUCCAGUGAUUCCGACUCCGACUCCUCUGACUCUGACACCGACUCUGAUGAUGAGAUGUCCGAAGUGAAAUCAAAGGCAAAACCAGAAAUCCGAGCAGAAAAAAAGAAAGACUCGGAAAAGGAAGCAGUGGCUUUGGCCAGCGACGCUGAGGUGGCAGUGACGUCUGAUGCCAUCCUUGUGGCCACUGCUAAAGCUGUGCAAGAAGCUACACCUGCGCCGACUCUGAACGCAGUUCCUGAAACUGUCAAGGACGAAGCACCAGAAGUUGUAGCCGAAGCAGCACCAGAAGUCACCAAAGAAGUUCAAGCGGCCGCUCCAGAAAUUGCAAGUACUGAGCUGGUUGACCCCACCUCUGUCCUGGAAGCCAACCCAGCGACAGCUACCCUGGAGGUUGGCCCUGAAACUGCCCCUGCUACAAGUUUUGAGGAGCUCGUAGAGUCUGCCCCUGAGAUCGCUAGUGUACCCAAAGAGAUUUUUGCAGAAGCUGCUCCAGAAGUCACCGCUGCACCAGAAGUCACUCCAAAAGUUGUACCGGAAGCGGCAGAAGAAGCAUCUGAAGCUGUCCCUGUAGAAAUUGCCGCUGAAACAACUGCUGAACCUACGGCGGAAGAUUCACCGGCUGUUGCUAAAGCUGACCCAGUUGAAGGCGCAGCAGAGGUGCUGGUAGACAUCGCCCCUGACGUGGCUGGAGCCGCAGGAGAGGUGCUGGUAGACAUUGCCCCUGUCGUGGCUGGAGCCGCAGGAGAGGAGCUGAUUGCAGAGGCCCUGGCUGAGGCAGAACCGAAUGAGACCUCAGAGGCUGCACCUCCAGAGCCAGCCCCCGAGCCAUUCGACAACAGCACUUAUAAGAACCUCCAGCACCACAACUACAACCACUACACCUUCGCAGACCUGGACCUGGAGAUGGCCAAGUACCGUCUGCCCCAGCCCUCCUCCGGUAGACCUUCCCCCAGACACUGAGACCGCCUGGAACCCAGGCCCCAUGUCCCCAGACAGCAUGUCUCUGAUCCCGCUGACCACCCCAUGUGUUUUUUUUUUUUUGUUUGUUUUUUAGAAGAAUAAUGAUAUUGCCUUGUACUUUAUGGUCCCUAAUGUGUGCUUGUAAUUCUGUUAAAAUAAAUCUAUUAUAUUAAACUACACAAAAUGGA
Oncorhynchus masou masou (cherry salmon) is the source of this 2101-nucleotide messenger RNA. RefSeq names its product calphotin-like. Gene Ontology annotation, cellular component: mitochondrion. The transcript is spliced from 4 exons. The record is from RefSeq and is a predicted model, not a curated record. Gene Ontology annotation, biological process: mitochondrial ATP synthesis coupled electron transport. NCBI's taxonomy places the organism in Eukaryota, Metazoa, Chordata, Actinopteri, Salmoniformes, Salmonidae. Bases 60 to 1913 code for a protein of 617 amino acids.